CUCAGUUAUAUAUUUGUCUUGAACAAAAUAAAGUUCUGAUAUUUAAAUAAUUCCCAAUUUGAGACUCUUUUGAAAACUAAACAAAUUUAAAAAAAACUGAUCCCUUAAUUAAAAAUGUGUGUGAAAAAUAAUUAUAGAGAACGUUUGAAAAGUUGAAUAUGAGAUCAAACUGUAGAUACCGCUUUGGAACUUUUAAAACCUCCGAAACCCUAAGACUCUCGAAAGAGCUCGAAAUCUCGACCUGGAAGAUGGAAACCCGAGCUAACUCAAACAUGAUAAGCAGGUAUAAGCGACACGGAUAGAGCUCUCGAAAUUUUUCAUAAUAACCGACAUAACCGUUCUUUCACGAUAACCGAAGUAAUCGCUUUUUCUUGCACAAGAUUAUAAAUUUCUUAUUGCUCUGCUCGAUCUAAUUAGACCCUCUACGGUAAAACGAUCACAUGUACAAAACGUGCGAAUAGGACGCAGGAAUAGAUUUGAGAGGAGGGAAAGAGAAAAAGGCGGGGGAAAAAAGGCACCCUCGUGCGAGGAUUGUAAGAAGAGCUCGCACACGUGAGCACCUCCGCUUUUCUUCGGCGCCGACGGCAAAGGCGUCCUUCGGUCCGACUUCGCCGUCCUUGUCUAUCCCGAAAUAGCGUUUCGUACGCGAGGCGCACAUGGGCGUUUCUUCGGUGCGACUGCCAGAUGCGUGGGUGGUGGCAGUGAAGAAGAGAAGGAGAGCACGAGCUGCGAGCGAUCAUAUGGCAGUGCCGCCGAUGGGACUCCCUCCUGGCCUGGCUUGUCAGUGCUUCGUGAAGUGUUGCGCCGUACCCGCGCACAAUCCCUGACCGAGCACGACCCUGACGAAGUAUCUGUGAUCCACCUCGGCGGGUUAGCUCGCUCGGCGAGCGACGUGUGAUGACCGGGGAGCUUCCCCGGAGGAGCACGCGACGUCUCCGCACGCCGCGAGCUUUUCCACUUCGCGGGCACUUCGAGUCGCCUUCGGAAGCACGAAGAAGAACAAGUGGAAGCUGCGAUCUCUCUGAUGUUUGACGGCUUGUGAUCGAGCGGAGCGGCGUUCCGACGCGUCUGGAGCAACGGGAUGAUUGAUCGUCAUCGCUAGCCUCCGCCGGGAUCGUAAUUGGCUACGUUAAUUGAGUGUCAAACGUGCGUGGAUGCGCAUGACGACGACCGUAACGUCGGAUUGCAGCAGUGCUUCCGCGACGAUCGUACACUGUUACGAGAGAAGAAGAAGGAACGCUCGAGGAAGCCUCGUCGAUCAUUCAUGUGUGAUAUGAAGGAACGAUUCAUCGACACGUAACAAUAAAAGGAAUCAAUGGUAAUCGGUGAUAAUUUAUUCAAAUGAAAGAACUCCGACAGCUCGCUUUGUGUUCGAAGUGAUCGUCGAAGUGGACAUGACUUGUUUCUCCUCUCGCAAGUUUCUUCUCCGCCGCGGGUUUAAGUCGAAUGACCUCGAGCAAGACGCAGAACGCAUGAGGGCCGGACAAUGCGGACGUAAUUAACGGCGGAACACUAAAGGUAUCCCCGCGGCAUCCCUAGCGAGACGCUCUUCUGCAGAGAAGGUCAUCAUGGCAGUCGAUAAUCCGUCGUACUUCUCGCUGUCCGGCGAGGCGGCGUCGUCGUCGUCGUCGGCGAGAACGACGACGGCGACGUCAACCAGGGGCCACGGCCUCACCUCGUUGUUCCGGAGAAGACCCAACAACAGGAUGGGCGCUGCGACCUCUCAAAAUGCCGCCCUCGCGGAAUCCACGUCCGGCGUCUUGACGCAUCACGAGGCUCGCGGCAACGCGUCGGGCGCGUCCACGCCGACGGAGGAGCGUGCGCCGAUGUUGUCGCAGAACGGCGCGGUGCAGCCGGGAUGUGGCAAGAGGAGAAGCUUCCGUAACCUCUUCAGGUCCGUGAGCGCGAACGCGGAUCAUGAGAGGACCCAGAAGUUCCUCAAGGGCGACCCGAGGCCGUCCGACGUCGCGCCACCGUCGCCAUAUUUGCCUCACAGGUCGCACUCGCAUUCCGAGAAAGACCGACAUCGACCUAGCCGAGGCAGAAGAGUCCUGAAAUCCGCGAGCGAACUUUUAUCCAACGACAUGGUCUACUGCGGUUUGACGGGCAAUUCCAAGGAUCGUAAUAGCGACGUUGACGGCAACGGCAACAAUAACAACGACGACGACGACGAUGACGAUGACACUGCGGAGGUUUUCCUCAGUGCUAACGAUGCAAGGUAUUACAAUCUUUCGUCCACGUUACCAGCGGCCGGCUCGACCACAAUUUGCCGAAGAAGGCACUCGAUCGGCACUUUCCUCGGAAAAGAAACAGCCUCAUCUGGUAACGCCGCGACUAUGGUACGACAACAAACGACAGGAUCCAGAAACGCGCUGGAAACAGACGCGGCGGCCGCUUCGGUCGACGAUACCGAUGGCGGUCCUUGCAACGAAGAAGGACCCGUAGCCUGCGCCAGGACCAGGCGCAGAAGGCACAAGAACUCGUCCAACAAGGGAUCGCAUUCGGCGACGGCCUUGUCAAGGGACGGACACGCGAAAGACGACGUUCUCUUCGUCUCUAGCAAAGGUAGCGAGGCUUCGAAAUUGUGGAUCAACUACCUGUCGGCAUGUUUCGAGCAAAUCAGUCGGCAGCAAGGGCGACCACCGUACAGAGUGCAUCACGUGGCGAUCGAGGAACCGAUAGCCCCGAGAACGGAAGAGAGGAUCCGUUCCUCCCGUCUCCAGAUCAUCGUCGUCUGUCCAGUUCUGUUGGAACGCGUCCGUAUUAGUCCGGAGCAGGCAGUUCAUCUGACUAGACAUCUGCUUGCCGAGAAGGUGUUGGCGAUGAUGCUGGGUGUUCACGAUAGCCACGUCAAUGACAGUCACAAGUCCAGCUUGGUCUGUUACGAUCAGUGGAGAAAGUUUUUCGUGAAGGACCAGGACGAGACGUUCGUGGGCGAAUUAUUGGGUGCGGCGGUCGGCAUUCUGGGCACCGCGCCGCCGCCGGCGCUUAGGGCCGACAAGACUGCAUUCUCCGUGCAUCCGAAGAAGGUCAAGCUGGGACAAAACAGGAUAAUCGUUUUGUUGAACGAUCCCUUGACUCCCGAAGAUCAAGUCUCGGUGGUCGUCGACCGUUGCGGCGAUGCGAUCGAUAUAAGUAACGUGAAGAGGAGGAAUCCUUACGCGCUGCAAUUCUCGAUACCGGAAAGAUGCCUCGAGGUAUCCAUGCUAGUCGGCGUAAGAAUAUCCAAGAACGGUUGUUCACUUGGCGUUAGGCAAGUCAAGUGCGAGAGCAGGCUCCGAGAACUCGAUCAGAUCCUCAGGGCUCACGACAAUCCUCUCGAAUUCAUGUGCCAGACUUUCGGCUUCAGUUCUACCGACAGGGAGCAGUUGGACAAUUGGAUGGUCCACGCGUUUCAGAAGAACAUCCCACCCCACUUUAAUCUCUUAUCAACGCCGAGUGGUUUGGUGCCUACCCAUAAGAAUCACACGAGUCCCGAAGAGAGCCCGACAUUGCUACAUUUCGCCGCGCGAUUCGGCCUGGAGAAAUUGGCAUGGCAAUUGCUGGAAUGUCCAGGCGGCGAGCUAGCGUGCGACCUGCGUAACGUAUCCGAGCUGACUCCCGCCGAUCUCGCGGAACAGGGCGGACACACGAGGCUGGCGCAUCAGCUGCGGGGCUACAUGCAAAUAAACGAGUUCACCAACAUGUACAGCUACCUCAAAGUCAUGAGCGAGACGACGAAUCGACCAACAGAUCAGGACUCAGCAACGGACGUCCCAUCGGCUAGCGCGAACGAAGCCAAUAACGAAAACGAGGAUUACUGUCGACCAAGACCCCUCAGUGAGGCUUACUUGGUGCCGCCAAUCGCGAGACCAGUAACGACUUUGAUUCAGACUUUACAAACGACAACCGCCAGCACAACCAUGAGCAAUUCCUUGACUGCUAAUUACUCAGUCGUGCCAACACCUACACCAGUAAUAUUACCGUCCACUCCUACGACCUAUAACUCUUCGAAUGGACUGGACCUCACUUUCCAGGGUUACAUGAAAAUGUACCCUGCCGGUGCGAAAAUGUCAACUACGAACUCGACGAAGCUGCAAUCUCGAACAGGCACACCUACGCAGUGCACUCGUCUGGAGUAUCAUCAAGGUUCUACGACGGUACGGGAGGAUAAUUCCGGUCAAAAAGUUAGCCAGCCUCCUCCCUAUGGCAGAACGUCGUCCAACAGCAGCACAAAGUCCAGAGAACCGUCGGGUCCUCAGGACGAGCUGCUGGAGAUCAUAAACGAUUUCAAGAACAACGUCUUCACGAUCUCCGAGGUGGAAAGGCUCGUCGAGAACUGGCAGAAGCGCAACGACGUGCAGCAGAGCUUCAAGGACAAGCAACGGCAGCUCAUGGCGAUGCGGGAGGAAUACGAUAGGAUACAGAAGAAGAUGAAAGAGGAGAUGAAGACCGCGACGCCCUUCGACAAAAUACGAAAGUUUUUCUCCAAAGGGAAGAAAGACAAGGAAUCCGCCAGCGUUGCCGUCGACUCGCCUUCGGGCAAGCCCGAAAGCGUCAAUGGUGGUUUAGCCGAUCGCCGACCUGUCAGUAGCUUAAGUCUUCGUAGUGUCUCCAGUUCGUCCUCAUCCGGUAGAAUGAGCACCGUCAGCGGCUGCAGCGGCACGAGCUUGGGCGACAGCGGAACCCAUUCCGACUCCGAAGAGAGAAGACUGCAAAAUCUCAGGGACGAGAAAGCCGGCAUGACGUCCUACGAGAUACCACCGACGCCUAAACCGUUCACGGGCAGGUAUUCACCUGCACCCGGAUAUUCCCCGUCGCCGAGUGUCUCCAUCGCGCGCGACCUCGAGUUCCGAGUAGCGCAAUCGCCGUCUCAGGCCGACGACAAUGAGUACUAUAUCGCGUUCCCACCGUCGGGAUUACCUGUUCACGCGUUCAAAGCGGACGGCUCUCCGCGAGAACCGGCCACACCGAGUUCGCCGUGUGAAUUCUCCAAGUGUCUCGACUUCGCCCAGAACGUCGUCGUCCCGUCGAACCAGCUGGACGAGGCCGAGGUGACGAGACACAUCGGCAACAAUAGUUACACGAACAUCGAGCCUGCGUCUACGUCGAGUUUCCCUUUGGGAACAUCUGUCCCGAGCGAGACGAGCCAUGAAUCGACGUACGUUGAUGCCGCUUGCGCGAGGAACGAGGACAUCGCGAGAGAACAUCGCGAUGAUGCCGACGAGGUCGCCGAAGUGUGUCUUCCUGACACCUCGAGGACGAGAACGCCGGUGUUCGCGCAAUCGGUUGUCACCGACGAGGUCGAUUCCGCCGCACUCGUUGCUCGCAGCGAGCAGGACACCACGAUGAAAUACGAGCAGACAGAUAAGCCGGCGGGCUCGGCGAACGUGCAUAUUGAGGCCGGCGAGAGCAGCAGAAUGCCGGAAUACAUGAACCUCGCUGUUAAUAUGGGUCACGACUCCGUCAAGGUCCUUGGUGCCAUACCAAAGAAACUGCCCGCGCCGCCUGUACCGCCGAGAGUCACGACUAAGAAGUAGGAACCGGAAAUCAGCGCGAGCGCAAGUAUCUCUCAAGAGAACUUCUUGUGUGUACGUUGUGUAACGCGUUUUCCUUUUUUGCGCAUUAAGCGACGACUGAACUUUCGUAAUAUUAAUAAUUAAACUCAGAUCACAAUUAACAUUAAUCACUGAGAUUUAUCUGUGUAUAUCGUACUCGUACUCAGUAAUUAUACGUCACGUAGUUUAGAUAUGCCGAAGGAGAUAUUCUUGCGUGGCUGACGAUAUUAGUAUAUAAUUACUAUCGCUCCUAUACUCGUUUUCAGAGAUAAGGUUAAUUUGCAAAACUUCAGAAGUAUACGAAUCCACUCGCCUCGUAAUGUUAUUCGUACAAAAGCAGCGGUGUUAAUUCGAUUAGCUCGUACAAAAGCUAAUUUAAAAAAAAUACCGCGACAUCUCAGCUGGCAAAGUUAGUUGGAUUCAAUUUCCAAGAAUAUAUCGCGCUACAUUCGCAAUCAGCGAAACUUUUAAAGUACCAAGAACGCAUUUAUCUUUAAUUUUAAGACCAACGCGUGAAUCGCGAAUGUUUUAUACCACUUUUUUAUUAUUCCCGCCGAUGUGACUUUAUUUUAUAUAUAUUUAUGUAUGUAGCGAAAGAGAUAAAAUAGCACGAAGAAAAAAAUACAUAUCCAAUAGCGUUCCUUAAUUUCUCCACGCAUUUUCGUUACGACUCACGAGAUGCGGCGAUAACAAGCUGAGAGGAACAACGACGUUGAUUAAUUUGAAUUUAUGUCUUCAUACGCGGGAUAAGCUAUUAUGACCCAUUGAUGUUAAACGAGCUGAUGUGGUACACCGCCUCUUUCGAUAUAUUCGCAACGAACAUCGCGUUUAGAAAAACAAAAGAGAAAGAAAACCUUGUUUUUUGGACAAAUUUGAUACCUUGAAAGUCAAAAUGACGUUAACGGAAAGUUCGCGUAAAAUUCCAAACAUUUAGACCGGUAAACCGCACUUCUUUCCUUCCGGCCGAAUUGGGACUUUCUUGUUAAUUAGAAUUCCAAUCAGAGUUGCGGUUUGCCACCACCUUCUGAUUAUAAUACGCGGCCGUGCUCGAAAUCAUAUCUGGCUCGUCGAAUACAGAGAUAAAGUCUGUGGCGACAACGGUUACGUUCAAAAAAUUUGUCCGUUACAAUCGUAUUAAAAAAAAAUGAAUCAUUUUCACU
Molecule: messenger RNA, 6697 nt
Organism: Dinoponera quadriceps
Lineage: Eukaryota; Metazoa; Arthropoda; Insecta; Hymenoptera; Formicidae
Gene: stumps
Product: phosphoinositide 3-kinase adapter protein 1
Exons: 18
Coding region: 1569-5519 (1316 amino acids)
Cellular component (GO): cytosol
Molecular function (GO): fibroblast growth factor receptor binding; transmembrane receptor protein tyrosine kinase adaptor activity
Source: RefSeq, a predicted model, not a curated record